AGGGCGGAAACACGGCGCGGUGACGGCUGGGUAAACUCACCGACAUACAGGAAGAAAAAAAGACGAAGCUCAGUCUGCUCUGCAAAAACCCUGCUCCCUGCACCCCCUCCACCCGCGGACACACGGCGAUAAUAGAGGACCAAAUCACUGCUUGACCAGUUUAGCAGGUAUGGCAGAGUUGGCGAGUCUGGUGCAGCGGCUGGAGGUGGCAGUGGGCCGCCUGGAGGCCAUGUCAGGCCCUGGAGGCAGCGCUGGAGAUUCUGCUGGUGGAGCUGUAUCAGCGUACGUUGAGGCCUUUGAUGAGAUCGUCAGCGGUCCCGUGGCCCAGUACGUCUCUCUCAGCCAGCAGAUAGGGGGCGAUGUCCAGAAACAUGCAGAUAUGAUGAAGCAGGCAUUCUCCAGUCAGAGACAACUCCUCGUUAAGGCCUCGUCCUCCCAGAAGCCCUCUGAUGCAGUUUUGACGACUCUCAUGCAGCCCGUGUCCAAAGCGAUCCAGCAGGUGCAGGCGUUCCGCGAGCAAAACCGCAGCUCGCCGCACUUCAACCACCUCUCUGCCGUCAGUGAGAGCGUGCCUGCCCUCGGAUGGGUCGCCAUGGCUCCUAAACCGUGCCCCUACGUUAAAGAGAUGCAGGACGCCGCCAUGUUCUACACCAACCGUGUGCUCAAGGAAUACAAGGAGAAGGACAAGACACAUGUGGACUGGGUGAAGGCCUACGUCUCCAUCUGGACUGAGCUGCAAAACUACAUCAAACAGCACCACACCACCGGACUGAGCUGGAGCAAGAGUGGUCCCAUCGCUUCAGCCUCUGCAGCUCCUCCCAGUGCUCCUGCUGGCGGAUGUCCUCCCCCACCUCCUCCUGGACCCCCUCCUCCCCCCAUGGACCUGAGUGGACCCUCUGGUGGCGGCGACGAUUCUGGCGCCGACGCUCGUAACGCCUUGUUCGCCUCCCUCAACAAGGGAUCCGACAUCACCAAGGGCCUGAAGCAUGUGAGUGACAGUGAGAAGACUCACAAGAAUCCUGCCCUGAGGGGCCAGGGUGCUCAAGUGCGUACCGGACCCAAACCCUUCUGUUCCUCUGCCCCAAAACCUGCUGCAUCCGCCACCCCAACCCGCACUCUGCCGCCUGUGUUGGAGCUGGAGGGGAAGAAGUGGAAAGUGGAGAACCAGGAGGGAAGAGAGGACCUGGUGAUCAGCGACACUGAGCUGAAGCAAGUGGUUUAUGCUUUCAAGUGUAACAAGAGCACCCUGCAGGUCAAGGGCAAAAUCAACUCCAUCACUCUAGACAAUUGUAAGAAAGUGGGUCUGGUGUUUGACGACGUCGUGGGCAUCGUAGAGAUCAUCAACUGCAGGGAUGUCAAGGUCCAGGUUAUGGGUAAGAUUCCCACCAUCUCCAUCAACAAGACGGACGGUUGCCAUGUUUACCUGAGCAAAGACUCCCUGAAAUGCGAGAUCAUCAGCGCCAAGAGCUCAGAGAUGAACAUCCUGGUACCCAAGGAUGACGGAGAAUUUACGGAGCUUCCUGUUCCCGAGCAGUUCAAGACCGUCUGGGACGGCCAGAAGCUCGUUACCACAGCAACAGAGAUCGCCGGAUAGACAGGGGCAGCAUACAAAAUGGCCGCCCCUCCUCGACACCAUCCCCACCACUUACCUUUUUUUUUUUUUGCAAACGCCUACCUGACUGAUCGACCACCCUACCAGCUAACUCUCACACUGUAGACUGAGAUUCGGACCUCAUGCGUUUUAUCCCCCCUCCUUCUUUCCUUAUCAGCCAAUCACAGCUUAAGCUGUCCCUUCCUUAAGCCAAUGAGAGGACUGCUCGCUUUUACCUGGAGCAAAUCCUCCAGCCAAUCAGCAGGGAGCAGCUUGUCAUUCAAAUUGGUUUUCCCUGUGAGCCAGUGAGCACUUUUCAAAAGCAUUCAUGAGUUUUGCCAAUAGCUGGGAUGCUCUGUAUGAUAUUUUUUAUCUAUCUGGAUAAUGCUAAACUAAAUUUAACAUGUAGAAUAGCCAACAUGGGGACGGGGAUAUCGAUUCCUCCGCAACAAAAGCACUGCAGCCAAUUAGGCUCCACUAUCAGGACGCUUCAGGUUUUUCUUCCUCUGUUUCCUCUUCCUGGUCAGGAGGGGUCGGUGUUUUUUAAGUUGUGGCCUGAUAGGUUUCUGUUUCAUUAUAUGCAAUUCUCUGGUGAAGCACUUGGCGAGCAAAAGCCUUUUUACAGAGGAUAAUGGCAUCCAUAUCACCUCCACUGAUGUUGACUGUAAAAAUAUAAAGAUUCAUAGUGGAUAAUGAUAUUAAAAAAAAAAAAAAAAGAUCAAGGUCAGCACUCUCAGAGCACAUAAACAGGAGUGAAAACGAGUCGUGUGCAAAACCACUGUCUAUUUCACAUCAAGGAUCUCUUCAUCUAGAUGAUGUUGGUGCAAUUUAAAAAUAGCAGGAAACCUUAUUAUAACUCCAUGUGCUUUCCUUCACAUAGGACAUUCCCGAGUAUUAAAAACAUUCCAUACAGAGGCGAGAGGCAUGUAAAGAAAACGUUUGCGGUAAAGAGCAAAGAGAUGUUGAUACAAAGUGGAAGCGAAAGAAAAUGAAAAAAAAAAGGACUGAAUGAUAUAAUCACUGGUUGUUGUUGAAUGCUUCACCUCCACCUCAGUCUCUAGAUUGGAAAUAUCUGCUGUAAUCAUCUGUAUAGAUAUGAAUAAUUAUGAAAUAGUCUUAAAUAUUAGCCCUCACCAUCAGCAUCUCUCCACUCGCUCCUGCACUCUUUGGUUAUCGUCAGCUCUUGCAGCUGUGAAGCUCUUUGCUGGUUAGUAUUUUUUUUAUAUUGUCUCUUUUUUUUCUUUUACCUUUUUAUUUUUUUGGGUCCAAAAUCAGAAGUCUGCUCAUUAGUACUGGAGACAUCAUUAAAAAUGUUGCAAUAAAAUGAA
Messenger RNA from Lates calcarifer (barramundi perch), 2919 nucleotides. It is a transcript of the gene cap1, whose product is annotated as CAP, adenylate cyclase-associated protein 1 (yeast). Gene Ontology annotation, cellular component: cytoplasm. The record is from RefSeq and is a predicted model, not a curated record. Gene Ontology annotation, biological process: cell morphogenesis; regulation of adenylate cyclase activity; cytoskeleton organization. Lineage: Eukaryota; Metazoa; Chordata; Actinopteri; Centropomidae. Gene Ontology annotation, molecular function: adenylate cyclase binding; actin binding.